AUGUCCUCCGGUAGUGUUGCUCUGAACGAAAAUUCAGGUCCGAUCACGCCUACGGGCGCAGUUGCGGCGGAUCAGUACAACGCGAUAUCUGCGCUCUAUGCCCGAUGCAAGUUGGAGCCGUGGCGCGUCUUCGUGGAGGCGUUCACGCUGUGGAAAGUGAUCGAGAAGCACGCCACUCACGAGGCGUCGUCGAGCUGGCUGAAGGACAAGUCGGUACUCGACCUCGCAUGCGGCAACGGGCACUACGCGAGGCAGCUGAAGGCGCGUGGCGCCGCGGCGGUGAAGGGCGUUGAUAUCUCGCAGGAGAUGAUUGCGCUCGCGAAGCAAUGCGAGACCGACCAGGCGCAGGGCGUGACGUACGAGGUGGGCGACGCGACGCACCUGUCUGCGGACCUGCACGGGAAGCACGACCUGGUGUUCGCGAGCUACCUCCUCUGCUACGCCCAGGACUACGAGCACCUCCUGCUCAUGGCGCAGUCCAUCUUUGCAGCCCUCAAGCCCGGCGGCCGCUUCGUGUCCGUGUCCGACAACACGGGGCAGGCCAGCGCGUCGUACGCGGACACCGCGCCGUACGGCUUCGUCAAGUCCUGUCCGGAGGGGCGGCCGCUCGGGUGCGCGAUCAGGUACACCUUCAAGGACCGCGCGACGGGGGAGGUGUUCACCUUCGACAACUACUACAUCCCCCCCUGGGACAUCCAGCGCGCCUUCCAAAAGGCCGGCUUCGCGUCGUUCCGGUUCAUACCGCUCGAGGCGGACCCAGCGCACGCGGACGAGUUCCACGACUUCCUCUGCGCCGCGCCGGUCAUCGCGAUGGAGGCGAUCAAGUGA
Molecule: messenger RNA, 828 nt
Organism: Pedinophyceae sp. YPF-701
Lineage: Eukaryota; Viridiplantae; Chlorophyta; Pedinophyceae
Source: the annotation of a GenBank genome assembly